AUGAACCGCCGUUCUCAGAAAGACUGUGAGAUCCACAAUUCCUGGGAGCAGAGCACCCAGCAGCGCUUCCUCAGAAGAGAGGUGGACAGGAGAGUCCAGGGAGCUGUGAGCGCUGAUCAGGCCCUCUUGGACAACAAAAGAUUCAGGCUCCGCAAAAUGCUGGAGGCCGAGGAGAGGCAGUACCUGCAGGAGCUCGAGGCCAAGAGGGAGACCGCCGCUGAGAAAAAAGACAAGAUGUCUAAAAGACUCGGCGAGCUGAAGAAGAAGAGGGAGGCCGAGAGGCAGCAGCUGGUGGGCGAGAAACGGGAGCAGCAGUUCAGGAGACAGGACGUGGAUUACCGAGAUCUCCAGAGGAAGCGCUCGGAGCUGGAGGCCUCUGAGCAUCAGAAAGCUCAGCUGAGGGUGAAGCAGGAGCAGCGGCAGCAGCAGCAGCAGGAGGAGCAGCUGUACGCUCAGCUGUGGGAGGCCGACCGUCAAGCCAAGGAGGAGCGCGAGCGCCGGGGAAAGGAGACCAGGAGGCAGGCCAACCUCAAGACCGCCCAGGAGCAGCAGCAGCAGAGGAAGAAGACUCUGCAGAAGAAAACCUUCGUCCGGCAGCUGGACCGCGAGCUCCAGCUGAAGAAGCAGCGCGUGGCCAGAGAGCAGCGGGACGAGGAGCAGCUGAACCUCAGCGUCAUGCGGCAGCUGCCGCCUCAGCUGCCGCAGCAGGAUCCCGACCAGCCGCAGAAGGCCGAGCAGAAGAGGCUGCGGCUGAAGGAGGACCGGCUGCUGGACAGGAAGCAGCUGCAGCAGGCGAGGCAGGCCCAGAAGAAGACGGAGGAGCAGAGGGAGCGGCGGACCGAGGAGCAGCGCAAGGAGAUCCAGCUGAAGAACGACGAGCAGCGGCGGCGACAGAGGCAGGCCUCCACCAAGCUGAAGGAGGAGGUGAAGGACUCCAACCGCCUGCGGGUCCAAAACAGGCUGAAGGAGAAACAGCUGCAAGCUGUGGAGCAUCAGCGGCAGGUGGAGGAGCGACUCCAGAGCGAGGAGAGAGCCAGGCGGCAGGCUCAGGAGGAGAAGCUGCAGCAGACGCUCCACAAGGAGGCGUAUGCAGCCGACCUGAGGGCUCAGAUGCUGCAGCAGCCAAAGCAGCAGCAGCAGCAGCAGCGACGGCCCCCGAUCAGAGGCGUCUCCGCCACCACGGGUCCGGGUCGCCUUCUCCCCAAGAGGAGCCGUCUGGAGCCCAAUCGUCUGAGGCGCCCCGACCCGAGCCCCUCGACGCUCAACCCCAUCACGGGCCUGCGGGCGUCUCGCACCGUCCUUCCAGCCAUUCCUACCAGCAUUCGGCGCUGA
Salarias fasciatus (jewelled blenny) is the source of this 1332-nucleotide messenger RNA. Its product is annotated as cilia- and flagella-associated protein 53-like. The record is from RefSeq and is a predicted model, not a curated record. NCBI's taxonomy places the organism in Eukaryota, Metazoa, Chordata, Actinopteri, Blenniiformes, Blenniidae. Bases 1 to 1332 code for a protein of 443 amino acids. The transcript is spliced from 2 exons.